Apis cerana (Asiatic honeybee) is the source of this 6221-nucleotide messenger RNA. RefSeq names its product zinc finger protein 76. Gene Ontology annotation, biological process: regulation of transcription by RNA polymerase II. Gene Ontology annotation, molecular function: DNA-binding transcription factor activity, RNA polymerase II-specific; RNA polymerase II cis-regulatory region sequence-specific DNA binding. NCBI's taxonomy places the organism in Eukaryota, Metazoa, Arthropoda, Insecta, Hymenoptera, Apidae. Gene Ontology annotation, cellular component: nucleus. The record is from RefSeq and is a predicted model, not a curated record.
AGAUUAAGCAAGUAAUGGAGGUCGUUCAAAAAUUAGUCGUUGCGCGGUUAAAGGAUGUAUAUUCUCUAUCUAGUAUUGUUUCUCAGAAUGAUAUGUUGAUGAAAGAUGCCGAAAUUGUGAAUGAACAGACCGAAUAUAAGAGCUGAAAAUUCCCCCAAACUCAAACUAUGUAACUGCAUUAAAAUCUUAGAAAUAUAUAACUAUAAUUUGCAGAAGGUUAUCGAUUACGUCUCUUGGUUUAACACGAUGUAGCCUCGAAGAAAAAGUAUAUGAUCGUUGAAACCGCAUAUCUAUCGGUGCGUAAAAUUGCUAGGUUAAUAUAAUGUAUUAAAUAAAUAUUAUCUUUAUCUUGUUUAACAUGUACUACCCAUCAAGGGGUUUCGCGGGUAUACGAGUUUAUGGGUAAUAUUUCCCAAGAUUCUUUGGUAUCAAAUUGCGAGGCUGCGCGAAACACCGAAAGUUGAAUUUGCUAUACGAGGAAGAAAGAUAAAGGAAAUAGGAGAGAGAAACAAAAGACGUUCGAAUUUUAUUCGAUGUUACUUUAUCAUACAUUAUCGUAAAUAAUUAAAAUUUUGUUUUAUAAUUUAUACUUAUUUUGAUUAACAAAUGGCACAUUGCUCGUAUAUGCAUCUUAUAUACCUUUCAUUUCGCCACGAUCAUGGUGAUCGCGAUUGUCAUCAUUAUAACCGCCUUUGUAAAUAUAAUAAUUAAUAUCAAUUCUAAAUAUCGUUGAUGACUACAUAUAAUUACUGAUAUAGCAAAUAUUAUUAAUAUAAUGCUUUGCGCGUUAUUUGUGUUAAAAUCGUUACGCGAGUAUUCAAUAUAAUCAAUUGGUGGAUGUUCCUGAUUGCACGUGAUAUCUCUUCUAAAUGUUUAUACCUCAAAAAAUUUGUGCAAGUAUUCACUUUCGUCGGUAAAGAUAACUUCGUACAAUACACGCGAAUCUUCAAUGCAUCGCAAGCAAGUUGCUGAUGACCCCUGUUUUGAGACAGAUGCUUACCUGCGGACACGAAACUAAGACACAAAAUAAUGACGUGGAUCAUCGGCGAUCAUCGCGAAACGUUGUUUGUUCGCAGCUCUGGAUUUAUAGAGAAAUAUGUCGACACAAGGCGCAGAACUUUCAAAUCGUUUCGUGACUCGAGAUGUGGAAAUUAUGUCGGAUGAGACACAGAAUAAUCGUAUGGAUAUAUUGGAAUGUCUAUCCGUUUUAAUUAACGAGAAUAACUCUGGUAAUGAUCAAACAGAAGGAUUAACAUUGGAUGAACAUCUACUAAGCGAUGGCACAACAUUGACAGCAGUAACAUUACCCGAUGGAACGCAAGCAUUCGUUGCCAAUAAUUUCAAUGAAAAUGAUAUGGAUUUAAAAAGGCAAGCAACAUUAGAGUUGGAAAAUGGAGAUACUAUAUUGCUUCGCAAUGUAGCAGAACUUACUGAAGGUAAACCACUGCAAUUGGAAUUGGAACCAGCAACUUUGGUUCAAACUCAUCAAACUACCAUAGAGAACGUUGAAAACUAUCCACGUGUGGAAUUUAUCGAUGGUAAUGCUUAUAUGGUAGCUGGUCACAUCGAUGUUAAUAAUGAUUUGUGGGAAAUCGAAGAUGGUAAAUUGAAGAAAAAGGAUUCGAAAAUUUUAUUAAAUAAAUUAUCCACAUCGAGGAUAAGACAUCCUUGUCCAAGAGAGGGUUGUUCAAAAGUUUACAGUACGCCCCAUCAUCUCAAGGUUCACGAGCGAUCUCAUACCGGUCAACGACCAUACAGAUGCACGCAUCCAAAAUGUAAAAAAAGUUUCUCGACAGGAUAUAGUUUAAAAGCACAUUUACGCACGCAUACAGGAGAAAAACCUUACAAAUGUCCAAAUGAAACAUGCGAUAAAAGUUUCAAAACAUCCGGAGAUUUAUUAAAACAUGUACGAACACAUACUGGAGAACGCCCUUUCUUAUGUCCGUUCAAUGGUUGCGGUCGUUCUUUUACUACAAGUAAUAUUCGGAAAGUUCACGUGAGAACGCAUACCGGCGAACGUCCGUAUAAAUGUACACAACCCAAAUGCGGCAAAGCAUUCGCGAGCGCAACAAAUUAUAAAAAUCAUAUACGAAUUCAUUCAGGUGAAAAACCAUAUGUAUGCUCUAUUGAAAAUUGUGGAAGAAGAUUUACAGAAUAUUCUAGUCUUUAUAAGCAUCAUCUCGUUCAUACGCAGCAACGUCCAUUCGAAUGUAAAGUUUGUUUUAGGAGAUACAGACAAAGUAGUACUCUCGUAAUGCACAAAAGAACUGCUCAUGCGUUAAUAGACAACGAUGAUAAUAUUGAUACUUUUUGUAAAAAUUCUAUUCAAGAAUCAUCUAGUCGAAGCAAAGAUAAACAAAAAAGAAACAUUACACGAGACAAUGGUAAUUCAUCGUUAAAGAUUACAGAGAAAGAUGGACAAAUACAGAUUUCUAAAGCGAUCGACGAUUUGAACGAUAAUGAAACGCAGAUUUUAUUAGUCGGUGAUCCUUCGCAUAUCGCAGCGCUACAGAAGAUCGAACUAAAUGGUGAAUUCGACGAGCAUGGUAUUGAUACUUCUUUCGAAGAAUUAAAUAUAAAAAUCGAAGAUAUAGAACUUGGAUGGCAUUGAUUACUUCAAAAUGAAGUAUAUCCAAUGAAUAUUAAUUUAAAACAUAAAUCAUCUAUUAUUAUAUUCUUUUGUCUAUUUUGACAAUUUUGUCCGUUGUUUUUUUUUAUAUUAUAUACAUAUUGUAAUUCACUGUCCUAUCAAUUUUCAACAUCGAGAAGUAAAGAUAACUUAAGCUUAUUAAAUUAUUGAGAAUGGUCAUUAAUGAAGCGUUUCGUUUAUCGGUAUAAAAAAAAAGAAAGUUUUAUUCAUUCGUUAUUUAAUGAAAAAAAUGUAUCGUCGCAAAAAUACAUCUGAUCAUUAUAUAUAUAUAUAUAUAUAUAUAUAUAUAUAUAUAUACAUAUAAAUAAACAGGAUUUUUAAUCAUGAUUGUUGCGAUAGCAGAAAAACUAUCUCAAAGAUUUCCUUUUUCAUAUUAUUUCUAUUUCUUUUAUUUCUAUCUGUCGAUUCUCUACUCACGUUUCUCAUUUUUCAACUCAUUGCAAGAUUAAUUAUUUAUAUGUAUAUACGAUGCACAUUAAUUUUUUUUAUCACCUUUUGUUUCUUCUACAUAAAAUAUUAUAUUUCACACGACGAAUAUAUAAAAUUAUAGAAAUCUUACAUGUAUAUGAUAGAUUUGCGACAGUAUAUUAUAUUACAUAUAACUUCAGAAAAUCACAAAAUACAAAAACAUUUUUUUUUCUAUAUUUUUGAAAUAUAAUUAAUCUCGUUGAUUCUAUAAUAUCAUUAAUAUUUGAUAUAUCAUAAAUAUAUAUGCAUUAUAUACGUCAUAAUACAAAAAAUUUGCGAUAAAAUUGAACAAAAACUUGAUCGUAUAUUUUUUUAAAUAGAAGGAAACUUUGCAAAAUGUGUAAAUUAUCUUCAAACAGUUAUACCCGUUGAGAAGAACAUUAAUUGUUAUUAGCACGAGUUUACUAACCAAAUAACUAUAUUAACGUGUUCAAGUACGAAGUUUGGAUUCGAAGAGAGAUCAUUUUUGUACCAGUUAUAUAUGAACGUUGAAUCGGAAUUUCAGUUAAGACGCGACAUUGCGAAUCGCUUGUGGACCUUGGCGUUUAACAUUCUUACGACAUACGUUUGAGCAAGGGAUCGUUUAAAGUCGUUUACUUCCGAAAGUAGUUCGAGCACGUGACUGACUGAUCAACGAAGUGACCGUUCUUCUGUCUUUCAUUUAAAGAAAAAUUUUAGAAUGUGCGUUAUUCGACCAAGUUGCGUUAUAACGGGUAUAACAUAUGAAUAUCGGUCGUUUGUUGAAAAAAUGAUUUUAUCAUUAUUGUUCGAUAAGUGUUAACUAUAAAUUACGAAGGGAUGGAUCGUUUAAUUUCUUUUUACUAUUAUAAGAAAGAAAUAUAUACUCGUAAGGAUAUCAAUAGAUAAUAAUAGGAAUAGUGGAAAUUUCAAAAACAGAGAGUUAAUUAGAAAUACAAACUAUGAGGGAAAGGUAAGGGAUGAACGAGGAUAUAUCGGGAGACGUUUUUAACAUAGCAGUUAUCAGUAUUAAAACGUGUUUGUACUCUCGAGAUCGCAACUGUCGUGGUACAUUAUACAUAUUCUACUUCAUCAUCAAGGUGCGUACUUUCAUUAUAUUAGAAAUCAAACGAAAGAUUUUUGUUUCUUUAUUUCAAUUACAAAAUUAAUCGUUAUCGAACAUAAUUAUAUCGUUUAAUUUUCUAUGGUUUAUUAUUAUCAAAAAUAUUUCGUUCUCGUUUCUACACGUUAAUCAAUGUUUACUCGAUAUCUGGUUUAGCAUUGUUUCAAUGUAUAACGAAGAUAAGUUCGUGCAUUCCCAUAUAUAAACGAUGAAAUUUAUAUAAAAUAAUAUCAGAUAUAUCAACAUAUGGCAUCUAUUUCACAAAUUUUCUCAUGCGAGUGAAUAAUUGAAAAUUUGAAAAAAAAUUUUCUUUAAUUCUGUCUCUUAUUUUUUUAUUCUUUUUGCGUUGAGAAAAUAUAUUCAAAUAUUACAGACCAAUAAAUAUUACGCGUAUGAAAAUGAAAAAAUAAGGAAUAGACCAGGAAGUAAAUAACGAACUAUGUUGAAAACGUAAUAGGUAGAAAAAUAUAUGUAUUCUUUGCGCGAUAAAUCAUGCGUUUGAUCGAUUUUUUCCAUCGAUCUUUCAACUAGUGGAAUAUAUAUUACGUUAUACAAAGUACAUUGUGGAAGUUACGUAAAGAGUAUCGUCGAAGGGAACAUUUUUGUCGCCAAUUACGCGGUAACUGUGAAAAUUGUAGUCACACGGUAAACGUCCCUAAGUCCAAUUGCAACCAUCGAUCAGUAUUCUCAAACAAUGCGUUUCCUACAUUCAAGAAAAUAUUCGGUUUAACGACUACCACUUUGGACAGUUUAAGUUACUUUGUUUCGAAUCUUUUGUUUCGUUAGAAUCAUCAUUCUUGCGACCGGUAAGAAUUUAAAGUCGUUCGCGUCUUCUUUUUUUUUUUCUUCUCAUUCUUAUUUCGAAUUCGAAGAAUAUUCGUCUUAUUGAACAGAAGAAAUCUUUCGUACAACUGGAGCUUUUUUUUUUUUACGUAUCAACGCGACACUACUUUUAUCAUUCUAUAAAUUCGUUUUUUGCGUUUCGGUUGAUCGCUUUCGUAAAUAAGAAAGAAGCGUCGCAGAAGUGGAUGUCGAUCUCGAAAUAAAUUGUGAAAAUUUCGAUAUUUCAGAAUAAGAGAAGCAGGUAAAUCUUUUACAUUUUCAAUAGAACGGUUAUACGAGUAUAUUCUAAUAAUUACAUCAUUUGAUAUUCUGAUUUCAGGGUAUUCGGUGAUUCGAAGGAAGAGAAGAAAUUUGAAAGAAAAAUGAAAAAAUAAUCGUAUUACCUAUCGAUAAAAUGGUUAGUUGUUGCCACUUAAAAUCGUAUCGGAUAUCUAACAGAGUCGUCAUCGAGGGAGAAGAAGGUGACUUUUGAAGGUCGCGAAAUCAGAGUCUAAAGAGUUAUCACGCGAUAAUGUCGUAGUCUGCUUGACCGUCCAUAAUCUGUUUUUAGUGCAGUGGUAGUAAGAAUCGCGACAACAAUCCGCGAAUCGGUCGUUCUAUUGUAUCAUUAUUAAGAAUUGUCUUUCAAACUGCAGCAUCGUAAUUAUCAAAUAAUAGAGACAAUGUUUGAAACGGAAGGAAAAAAUUUAUGAAACUGGAACAAAAAUUUGCAUCGUUAUUUUAUUAGAGAUUUUUCGUUGUUGUUCCUGACAUUCAUUCUUAUCCCAUUUCAAACACGAUCAGUUAAAGAAUGUCGAAGAAGCAAUGGUUGGUCCUGUUGAUGCUGUUCUUGACAUACUUGUUACUAGGUGCUUCCAUUUUCUACCAUAUCGAGAGCCGCUUAGAGAUCGACCGCAUUGAAAAAGACAAACAUGAACGCAUCAAGAUUAACGGUGAGCAUAAUGGAUCGUGUAAUUAAAAACAACAAACAACAUCCAUAAUCUGAAAUUUGUAAAAUGCAGCUCAAAAAAAUGUUCGAUUCGAUAUAUGUACGCAUGUAUUCGAUAUGUACACAUAUAGCGAUCUACGAAUCACCAUUCAAAUAUAGUAAAAUCGAUGCGAAUACCAAUAAAUACAUAUAAUCUAUGAUCUAUUAUAAUUCUUUCACUUAAUGUUUAUCUAAAUAAGUAUAAAAAAGGA